Messenger RNA from Hibiscus syriacus, 931 nucleotides. RefSeq names its product expansin-A20-like. Lineage: Eukaryota; Viridiplantae; Streptophyta; Magnoliopsida; Malvales; Malvaceae. Gene Ontology annotation, cellular component: extracellular region. The transcript is spliced from 3 exons. Gene Ontology annotation, biological process: plant-type cell wall organization. The coding region runs from base 91 to 849 and encodes 252 amino acids. The record is from RefSeq and is a predicted model, not a curated record.
CUUUACCCUUGUCCUCACAACAAUCCCAAUAAAGGAAAAACUCAAAAGUUCACUUCUGAGAGAAAAAGAGAGAGGCCUCAUUUAUUUCAAAUGGCUGCCCUUCUACUUCAUGUAAUCCAUUUGAUUCUACUGCUAACAAAAUCCCAGGCCAUUCUCAAGGAUGAACAAUGGAAGUCAGCAUCUGCAACAUAUACCAAAGAAACAGAUGGAUCCAUCAUCACUGAAGGAGCUUGUGGUUACGGGGACCUUCAUAAGGCCAGCUAUGGGAAGUACAGUGCUGGACUUAGUACAAUGUUGUUCAACAAAGGCAGCACAUGUGGAGCUUGCUUUGAGGUCAGAUGUGUUGACCACAUCUUAUGGUGUCUCCAAGGCAGCCCCUCCGUCAUCCUCACGGCUACUGACUUUUGUCCACCGAAUUAUGGCCUUUCUUCCGAUUACGGUGGUUGGUGUAAUUUCCCCAAGGAACACUUUGAGAUGUCUGAGGCUGCAUUUGCCGAAAUUGCAGAGAAAAGAGCUGAUAAUGUGCCUGUUCAGUAUAAGAGGGUGAAGUGUGAAAGGAGGGGCGGGAUUAGAUUCAGCAUGAGUGGGAGUGCUCACUUCUUUCAGGUGCUGAUUACCAAUGUGGGAUUGGAUGGGGAAGUGGUGGCAGUCAAAGUGAAGGGCUCCAAAACAGGGUGGAUACCAAUGGCCAGGAACUGGGGACAGAACUGGCACUGCAACAUUAAUCUUAUCGGACAGCCACUCUCUUUUGAGGUGACCGCCAGUACCGGCCGGACGGUUGCGUCUUACGGUGUUGCACCGUUGAAUUGGCGGUUCGGUGGAACGUAUGAAGGGAAACAAUUCAAGUAAGGCAAUUAUAUAUACGUAUUGAGAUUUAAUGUAUUGAAAAGAUGGUAAGAGAACCAUUGCUGCUGGUAGUUUACUGUUGUAA